AGUUGCAGAGUGGGGCACCUCAGUUACGGUGGGACAGUUGGGAGCGGAGGACCGGUACCGCGGGAGAUAGAAGUCGGACGGGACGCGAUUUAGCGGGACAUCUGCACGAGAGAGGAUCAGAAUGGCGGCACUUCUGCUGUUGGUAUGUUCGCUGACGGCUUCGCUGGUCGGAGCUCAUGUCAACCACCGGGGAACAUGCAAACCUCUCAACUCGACCAUGGAAAACUUCGAGCCGGACAGGUUUGUCGGGGAGUGGUUUGUUCUGAGCGCGUUCGACCCGGACGCCUCGUGCCUGCGCUUCAACUACACCUCGUGCGGCGCCGGAUGUCUGCACGUGCAGGAGCAGAAGCAGCUCAGUCUCAUCAGCACGUUCGGUGUGUCGAACGUGUACCGGGCCGCUGGACUGCUGCGGUUCGACAUCGACCAGCCCGCCAGGAUGGUGGCCACCUUCAACGACAACCAGCGUGUGGCCGAGUACGCCGUUCUCGACACGGACUACGACUCGUUCGCGGCCGUCUACACAUGUGAGAACAUCACGGUGGGGGCGCUGUCCCUCUACCACCGGCGGGAUGUGUACUUCCUCAGCAGGAAACAGAACAGCUCGGCCAUCGCACUGUCUCAGGUGGAACGGGUGAGCUCGAUGCUGAUUGCCAACCAGAUUGAGAAUGAGUUCGAGCCGGUGGUGCACGAGCGGUGUCUGAGCGCCGACCAGGCUCUGCUCGACCUCGACACCAACCGGGGCAUCGUCGAGAGGGUGCAAGGAAUGGUCGCCGACGCCUCGAAUGCCAUCACCGGCGGUCUCAACUCCCUAGCCUCGGCAAUCUCGGGAGUUUUCUCCGGAUUCAGACGCAGAACCCGACUGUAACUGCGCUGCACGUGCCAAAAAUCAGCCAAGGAACUCACCGGCAUUAGGGAUCAUCGUUCCAUAUGAAGGAUUGUGUGAUGUGUCGAAACAUCGCGAUGAGCGUCAAUCAAAAGAUUGACCCAAGAGGAUCUUGGACGUCGUUUUUUAUCUUUUAAAGGCGUGCAGAAGUCACUGUUCAUUAGGUAUGCAAGAUAGAUGCUUAUAGACAUAUACUACACCAUCAAGUCCGAACUGAUGGAAUUUCGCAGGUACUGUUAGGAAUGACAUGACGGACCCAUCGGACUAACAAAAACGUUAAUGAGCGCUGGAGUGCGCCGUUUUACAAUGUCCCGACCGCUUAUGGCAUCGAGAUUACCAUUGCAUGUACACUGCGCUGUGACCCGUCUGUCAACUAGACAAUGUUUGUUUGCUAUGUAGAUAGCGGGAGCAUUUCUAUCAUAUGUUUAACGCUUUCAUUGGUGAAAAGGUAGAAUAGACACGACUUUUAGAAGUAUUGCUAACCUGUUGAUAUUUAUAAUUGUUGAAGAGAAAUAACGGAAGACUGUUUCUGAUUUGUGAACUUCUUACGAGAAUACACAUAAAACAU
Molecule: messenger RNA, 1451 nt
Organism: Amphibalanus amphitrite
Lineage: Eukaryota; Metazoa; Arthropoda; Thecostraca; Balanomorpha; Balanidae
Product: apolipoprotein D-like
Exons: 6
Coding region: 122-865 (247 amino acids)
Molecular function (GO): retinol transmembrane transporter activity; retinoid binding
Source: RefSeq, a predicted model, not a curated record